Messenger RNA from Calliphora vicina (urban bluebottle blowfly), 459 nucleotides. RefSeq names its product small integral membrane protein 8. The transcript has 2 exons. NCBI's taxonomy places the organism in Eukaryota, Metazoa, Arthropoda, Insecta, Diptera, Calliphoridae. The record is from RefSeq and is a predicted model, not a curated record. Bases 90 to 377 code for a protein of 95 amino acids.
UUAUAUUUUUCUUAAAUAAAAUAUUAAAUGCUUAACUAAUUUUAUUAAUAAAUAUAUGAAAUAAAACUUAAACAAAACUAUAAUAUAAAAUGAGUGGCAAGGAUACAUCCGCUAAAGCACAAAAUACGACUAGAGUAGCCGAACCAGGUGAUGGCAUAAGACAGGUCAAGACCACAAAUGUAUUUCGUUUGAUUAAUUUUGAAUUGUAUACAAGACCAAAUAAGAUUGUAAUGGGCUUAGGAUUGGCCUGCAUCACCGGUGUCUUUGGCUACAUAACCUAUAUGAGAUGGAAAUAUGAAAAUUUGGGCUAUUAUACGGCAGUACAUGAUGAUGGUAAAGAAGUUUUUCUUAAAAAACCAUCUAAAUGGGAUACAUAAGCAUAUAUGUACAUGAUUUUAUUUUGUUAAUGUUAACUUGGUAAUAAAAUAUUUAAUUUUACUUUUUAAAUAUUUAAAACAA